GUGGCGACGAGGCGCCCGGAGUUCCCGGCUCCCUCUUCGUCCCCCCCCCAGGACUUUCUCCUGCUGGAUUUCCAGGGGGGGGAGAGGAAAAAAAAAAAUCUUCAUCUGAUUCAUCAUCUUCGUCCGAAGAUUUGGGUUUGGAGGAGAUUUGGGUUUGGGAGCCGGGAGGCCACAGCGACCGGUGGCUCUCGGGGGGGGGGUCCCCCCCUGCCCCCCGUCUCUUUGCAAGGCUUUUCCCUGGAUGUUCAGCGCUGGGGGAGACCCUCGCGGCCCCCGAAGAGUGGAGUUACCCCCAGGGUCGAGGAAGGGCUCAGACCGGCCCCGGCGCUUGGAGGCUCCCCCCUACCCCAGCACGGAUGCACGCCUGAGCCGGCCCACACGUGACGCAGCAUGUUCGACCCUGCCGCCCCCCCGGGGGGCAGCUACGGGGAGCACUGCUAUCUGCGACCCCUGCACGGGCCUGGCGCUGCGCAAGGCCUGGGCGACUACCCGCUGUGCCCCCCCUGCCCACCCCCCAAUGGGCCGGGCCCAGGGCCGGGGCUGGGGGGGGAGCUGGGAGGCAGCUCAGAGGCCACGGGCAGUGCCCGGUUUGCGCCCCGGGGGGGGCCCAAGCUGAGCAAGAAGCGGGCGCUGUCCAUCUCGCCCCUGUCCGACGCCAGCCUGGACCUGCAGAGCGUGAUCCGCACCUCGCCCAGCCCCCUCGUGGCCUUCCUCAGCGACCCGCUGCUGGGGCUGCUGGACCCCCGGGAGGAUCUGGAGAAGGAGGAGGGCCGGGCUGAGGCUGAGGCUGUGUAUGAGACCUGCUGCCGCUGGGAGGCCUGUGCCCGCGAUCUCGACACCCAGGAGCAGCUUGUCCACCACAUCAAUAACGAGCACAUCCACGGGGAGAAGAAGGAGUUCGUGUGCCACUGGCUGGCCUGCUCACGGGAGCGCCGCCCCUUUAAGGCCCAGUACAUGCUUGUGGUGCACAUGCGGCGGCACACUGGAGAGAAGCCCCACAAAUGCACGUUCGAAGGCUGCCACAAGGCCUACUCACGCCUGGAGAACCUCAAGACCCACCUGCGCUCGCACACGGGCGAGAAGCCGUACGUGUGCGAGCACGAGGGCUGCAGCAAGGCCUUCUCCAACGCCUCCGACCGUGCCAAGCACCAGAACCGUACCCACUCCAAUGAGAAGCCGUACGUGUGCAAGCUGCCGGGCUGCACGAAGCGCUACACAGACCCCAGCUCCCUGCGCAAGCACGUCAAGACAGUGCAUGGGCCCGAUGCCCAUGUCACCAAGAAGCACCGGGGGGACACAGGGCUGGGUCGGGCCGGGGUCCCCCUGGGACCACCCAUCGAGGCGCUGUCGGAGCGGGAUGGGGGUCGUCGCGAUGAGGCCAAGCUGCUGCCCCCAGACGCCGCCUUGGAUCUCCAUGCUAAUGCCCCCCCUACUCCCACAGCACCACCAGGGGAGAUGCCAGGGCUGUGUGGCGCCCUGCCUGGUGCCCCGCACCGCCGCCUCCUGGAGACGUCGGGCGAUGGAGCCAGUGAGCGCCGGGCCAGCACCACCAGCACGGUGAGCUCGGCCUACACCGUGAGCCGCCGGUCCUCGGCCGCCUCCCCCUUCCUGCGUCCAGGCGAAGCCGGGGGGGUCCCGAACGGCGUCGACGCUUACGACCCUGUGUCCUCCGACGCCAGUGGCGAGGCCGGGGGACUGCCGGGGCUGACACCGGCCCAGCAGUACCGCCUCAAGGCCACCUACGCCGCGGCCACGGGUGGCCCCCCGCCCACCCCGCUGCCCGGUGCGGGCCUGACGGGGCCCGGCGGCUUCCCUGGCACCUCUCUGCGGAGACACAGCACUAACGAGUACCCGGGCUAUGGCCUGGCGCCUGGCACUGGGCCCCGCCGGGCCAGUGACCCCGCCCAGGCGCCCGGGCAGCUUCCCCCUGCCACCGCCCGUGUGCCACGGUACCGGAGCGCGGGCGCUGUCCGGGCCCCCGAUGCCAGCCUGGCGCCCCCUGGCUUCGCCCCCUGUGCACCACGCAUCAGCGAGCAAGUCUUCCUGGAGAGCCUGGGCAUGGAGGGGCUGCUGGAUGCAGAGCCCUUCCUGGGCUACCCUGAGCAAGGCUUCCCCUGCUCGGCUCAGGGCCCAGCGCUGCCGGGCGAGACUCCCUAUGGCACCUCACAUCGGACCGGGGAGGCUGGCCUGGCGCCACCCGAAUACUCGCUGCCCUCUUGCCAGCACGUGCGGGGCAGCCUUCCCGCGCCGUGGGACCAGCCCGGGGGCACCAUGGACGUGAGCUCCGGGCCGCCGGGCCUGGCCGGGACCAUGGGCCACAGUGCCCCAUACAGCACCUGCGACCCGCCCCGGCUGGCGGGCGCCUGCGGGGGCCUCGAUCCUGGCUAUGGGCCGGGGUCCGAAGGCCUCAAAGACAGCCCGUGGGGGCUGGGGGCGCCGGGUGGCUCCAGCCUGGACUCGCUGGACCUGGAGAACACGCAGCUGGACUUCACCGCCAUCCUGGACGAGGCUGAGCCCGGUGGGCUGCUGCCCCCCCCCAGCCCUCCUGGCGCCCCCAACAUGGCAGUGGGUGACAUGAGCUCUAUGCUGAGCUCGCUGGCCGGGGAGAGCCAGUUCCUCAACUCCCUGUCGUGA
This is a messenger RNA of Alligator sinensis (Chinese alligator), 2634 nucleotides long. RefSeq names its product GLI family zinc finger 1 (gene GLI1). NCBI's taxonomy places the organism in Eukaryota, Metazoa, Chordata, Crocodylia, Alligatoridae. The transcript is spliced from 9 exons. The coding region runs from base 391 to 2634 and encodes 747 amino acids. Gene Ontology annotation, biological process: regulation of transcription by RNA polymerase II; smoothened signaling pathway. The record is from RefSeq and is a predicted model, not a curated record. Gene Ontology annotation, cellular component: nucleus. Gene Ontology annotation, molecular function: RNA polymerase II cis-regulatory region sequence-specific DNA binding; DNA-binding transcription factor activity, RNA polymerase II-specific.